Messenger RNA from Penaeus vannamei (Pacific white shrimp), 1311 nucleotides. Lineage: Eukaryota; Metazoa; Arthropoda; Malacostraca; Decapoda; Penaeidae. The record is from RefSeq and is a predicted model, not a curated record.
UGUGUGUGUGUGUGUGUGUGUGUGUGUGUGUGGUGUAUAUAUAUGUAUAUAUGAAUUAUAAAUUAUUUCUUUUUAUGCAUUACAGCACGAGGAGGAACACACAGUAGAUAUACACGCCCUGUUAAGACACUCAUGGGAGGAUCUUCGACUGGUCUGGAGCCUCGAGGACAACAUGGAGGUUGGCAUAAUGGGAAUGGACCCCGAGGACAUCUGGACCCCUGAUCUUACCAUCUUUAACGCAGCAGAAAGCAGCAAGCAUACGACCCACUCUCACAUGCCAACGAUAGUUUACCCAGAUGGUUCUGUGUUGAACGUACCAUCUGUGAAUCUUCGCUUUACAUGUGUUAUGGACCUGACAUACUGGCCCCACGAUACUCAUAACUGUUCGUUGGAGAUCGGGUCCUGGGUACACAAUGGACACCAGCUGGACAUGCAGUUGGAGGCCUCUGGAUUGGAGGUAAACAUCAACUCAGGUGUGGGUGAAGGAGGGAAGAACCUCAGCUUGACGGAAUGGAAACUCGAAGCCGCCAAGCUGUCUAGAACCGUCAAAACGCUCCGUUGUUGUGACGAGCCGUACGUCGCCAUCAACGUGAAUAUUAGAGUGACGAGAGAGGCUCCUGUGUUCGCUUGGACUGUGAAGAUGCCUGCUGCCUGUCUUACCCUCCUGACGGUCGUCGUGUUUCUGCUCCCUCCUGCGGCGGGAGAAAAAAUCGUCUUUGGAGGCCUAUGUCUUCUUCUGGACACCGUCUUCAUAGGCUACUGCACCUUCGUCGUCGGACAUGCGCCUACUCACACGCCCCUUAUAGUGCUGAUGGUGUGCCAGCAGUUCCUGAUCUUGGUUAUCGGGGUUAUGGUGGCCUCAGUCGUGCUGCGGAUGUCGAGGGACCCGCACGGGUGUCAUCUUCCCUCCGUAAUGAAAGGACCCCUCCUGGCUGUUUCCUACUUCCUGUGCCUGGGGUCCUAUAGGAGCUUGGUUUCCAAGUCGUACCAGAGCUUCACCUUCUUCGCCAAACAAGACGAGCUGGAAAUCGGCGAGGGAGGCGCCCAGGACCGCAGACGGGAGAGUAGCGACGCCCACGAGUGGUUCCUCCUGGGCGCUGUGGUCGACCGUCUGGCUCUGUUGCUCAGCGUUGCAGUCUGUGUCGUCAGCCUGAUUCGGUUCAGCUGUGUGUUGUAAAGGGGUUUUGGAUGCCCUUUAUGUGUGUGUGUAUGGGGGGGGGUCUGUGUUUGUGAGUGAAAGAGAGAGAGAAAGAGAAGAGAGAGAGAGAGAGAGAGAGAUGAUGAUGAUGAAGAAGAAGAAGAAGAAGAAGA